Molecule: messenger RNA, 1777 nt
Organism: Tribolium madens (black flour beetle)
Lineage: Eukaryota; Metazoa; Arthropoda; Insecta; Coleoptera; Tenebrionidae
Product: organic cation transporter protein-like
Exons: 8
Coding region: 123-1721 (532 amino acids)
Biological process (GO): transmembrane transport
Cellular component (GO): membrane
Molecular function (GO): transmembrane transporter activity
Source: RefSeq, a predicted model, not a curated record
CCACGAGCACAACUCUGUUUCAAAUUUGCACUUUCAAUGCAAUAAUUCAAAAUACGAAAAAUAUUUCAAUUAGAUCUGUGAUAGCAUAUAAUAAUUUUUAACGAAGCCAUAAGACAUACAAGAUGACCACAUUAGACAACUCCUUGGACUCGAUUUUAGUCCAGAUUGGCGAUUUUGGGAAAUAUCAGUCGUUUAUGUUUAGUUUAGUUUGUUUUGGUGUUGUUUUACACUCUGGAGUUCAUGUAGCGUUCGUUUUUACUGCUAUGGAUGUAGAUUAUCGAUGUGAAAUUCCAAAAUGUGACGCGGUAGACCCGCAAUUUGAACCCCCUUGGUUAUCAAACGCCAUACCAUAUUCCGAAAAUGGGCCGGCAAAAUGUACAAGAUACAAAAUAAAUGCCACUGAAGACUUUGGCAAUUGCACCAAAAGAGGUGAUUUCACGACUUUGACAGAAAAAUGCGAUUCUUUCGUUUACAAAACAAGGGAAAAAAGUAUUUUACAAGAGUAUGAUCUCCAAUGUGAUGACAAUCUAUGGAAACUAACACUAGUUGGUACCAUUAAUAAUGUGGGCCAAUUUUUUGGGUUGUUUAUUUCAGGAGUCAUUUCAGACAGGUUUGGUCGUAAAGUUAUAUUCAUUUGGGGCCUUAUAUUAUGCGGAGUUUGUGGAUUACUUCGAACUCUUGCUCCAACUUAUAUUUGGUUUUUGGUUUUUGAGUUUUUGGAUGCUGCAUUUGGGGCCGGUAGCUACGUUUGUGGAUUUAUCAUGGGAGUUGAAUUGGUUGGUCCCAAAAAAAGGGUACUAACUGGUACUUUGGUGAGUUCUUGUUAUGCUUUGGGGGAGGUUUUUGCCGCCGGUUCUGCUUGGUAUUUCGAGGAUUGGAGACCGAUUAUUUAUAUCCUGUAUGGGCCCCCAAUGUUGUUGUUUGUCUAUUUCUGGAUAAUCCCCGAAUCGAUUCGAUGGAAUUUGAGUAAGGGGAGAAUAGAAGAAGCUAAAGACACCCUGAGACGCGUCGCAAAAGUCAACGGAAAACCCAUCUCGGAAGAUGCUUUAGACAAGCUCGCCAUGGUGGACCCCCUCGACUCCACCCCCAAAUCCUCCAUCUGUGAAGUCCUCAAAUCCCCCGUUUUGGUGCUCCGCCUCAUCAACUGCUUCUUCUGCUGGAUCACCUGUGCGUUCCUCUUCUACGGUUUAACACUAAACUCCGUGGCCUUGGCGGGCAAUGGCUACUUGGAUUUUAUUUUAACCUCGUUGGUGGAAAUUCCCGCUUAUUUCGCGUGUAACUACGUCGUUGAGAAAAUGGGGAGAAAAUGGUCUUUGAGUUUGUCGUUUUUCAUGACUGGCAUCUCCUGCUGUGUGUUUAUUUUCAUUCCGAAAGAUUUGCACAAUGUUAGCCUUGCGAUGUGGAUGCUUGGAAAAUUUGGGGCCACAGCUGCCUUUACAAUCAUCUACAUUAUCACAAGCGAGUUGUUCCCAACGCCGCUACGGCACUCGCUCAUGGGGGCCUGCUCGACCUUCGGGAGGAUUGGCUCCAUGAUAGCCCCCCAAACCCCCCUGCUUGCCCAAAUUUGGGAGCCUCUGCCCAUCAUAAUGUUCACAGCGAUGGCCACAAUCGCCGGACUUUUGACGCUUCUAUUUCCAGAGACUGUAAAUAUUAAGUUGCCAGAUACGAUAGAUGAAGCUAUUAGUAUAGGAAAAAGUAAAAAUAAUGUACCUAAAGACUAACAAAUCUGUGAUUGUAAAAAUACUAAACAUUAGUAUAAGAAUAUUUAUUUAAAGUA